AUGUCAACAUCAACGCGGGUCGCUCGCUAUCAGCAUCUCGAGCGGUCCAGUGCAUCUUGUUGCUGCUGACAGGGUUUAUAUGCGGACAACACAACAGCGCUCCAGUCAGCAUCAGUAGUUGAGCAAGAGCAGACCGAUCACCAUGCCGAACCUGUCGACCCACAUCCUUGAUACGAGCCGCGGUAAACCAGCGCCUGAGGUGCCAGUUACACUGUACCGCCAAACCGUGGAAUCGGGCUGGACGAAGAUCAGUACCGGUAUAACGGACAGUGACGGGCGGUUCCGGGAGUUUUUUAGCGGGGGCCAGGAGGGCCUGCAGGUGGGCGUCUACAAGCUGCACUUCGAGGUGGCCGGAUACUUCCGGAAUCGCAGCGUCGAUACGCUUUACCCGUUCAUCGAGGUUGUGUUCACCGUUGCAAACGACAAGCAACACUACCACAUUCCGCUAUUGUUGAACCCGUACGGUUACUCGACCUACCGCGGAUCGUAGAAACCUAGUAGGCAAGCAUCCGGAUCCUCGUACAAUUAACCCACAUCAUCCUCUUCUAAGCCGUAGCAAUCUGCCUGCUGUACCGGGCUAGCGGUGCAGGUACAAGAAGACCGUAAUGGAAUAAAAUGUAUCGAUGGCAAUAAAUGUUGCUUUAUUAAUCGGCA
Molecule: messenger RNA, 654 nt
Organism: Anopheles darlingi
Lineage: Eukaryota; Metazoa; Arthropoda; Insecta; Diptera; Culicidae
Product: 5-hydroxyisourate hydrolase
Exons: 2
Coding region: 143-490 (115 amino acids)
Biological process (GO): purine nucleobase metabolic process
Molecular function (GO): hydroxyisourate hydrolase activity
Source: RefSeq, a predicted model, not a curated record